Molecule: messenger RNA, 1992 nt
Organism: Emiliania huxleyi CCMP1516
Lineage: Eukaryota; Haptophyta; Isochrysidales; Noelaerhabdaceae
Exons: 1
Coding region: 1-1992 (663 amino acids)
Molecular function (GO): calcium ion binding; phosphatase activity
Source: RefSeq, a predicted model, not a curated record
AUGGCUUCUGCUCGCGAUGUGUCCGAUGACGACGUCGGACUGCCGGCGGGCCUCACACCGACGGCCGAAGGCAAGGUGAAGCGCCUUGUCGUGGUCGGAGAGUCCCGCGAUGCCAAGAGUACGAUCAUCAAUUUUCUGCGCAACCCAGAGGCUGUGACUCCGCGGGCCACGAUGGAGACCUCGGAGCGCGUCGGCACAAGCAUCCCAUCGCCACCACCUUCGGCCCGCUGCUACCGCCGGUGGCCCUGGCGCAAGAAGCGAGCCUCCAAGCCGCACGUCAGACGCAUUGACACGGCGCUCCCUGACGACGAGCGACUUCGGGAGGUGCUUUCCGCAGCGACUCAGGAGGUGCUUUCCGCUGUCCACAGCCGGGCGUCGGUCAGUGAGGUAGCCAUGCGCGUCCAGAUGCUCAACGCCUGUCUCGGCGAGAUGCAACUGCCUGCGUCCAGGAGCCAGCCAGCGGCGGUGCCACGACUCGCGAUGGAAAAACACGAGGUGACAGCGCCCUCCACAGGGGCGGCCAGCGCUCCGGCUGAGCGCUACUGCCCUGACCGCUCGCCCAUCCGCGGCUUCCUAAUCGACCUGGACGGAACCAUGUACGAACCAGCUGGCCUCCUCCCCGGCGCCGCCGCGUUCUACGCCUGGCUAGUCGCCUCGCGCACACCACACAUCUUCCUCUCCAACACCGGCGCCAAGAACUCGAGCGGCGUCCAGCGCAAGUUUCACUCGCCGCCCUUUUCGCUCAGUGGGCCUGAGGUGCCUCUCUCGCACAUCCUGACGGCUGCAGAGACGCAGGUGGACUACCUGCUGAAGGAGGUGCCGCGGAACGCGCGCCUCUAUGUCCUCUCUGGCGGCAGUGGCACGUGGCGGUCGGACCUGCUCACACGCGGCGGCGCUGAGGGUGCGGCGCUGGUUGGGACGUGGGACGUGCGCACUACUCUGUCUGCUGGCGAGGCCAAGGCGUGGGCGGCGCACCAGGCGCUCUGCCGGCACGAGGCCGCAAAGGCGGUGUGGGUGGUGUUUUUCCACGACGGCGAGGUGGGCGGCCCCGGCUGCGACACCAGGGAGUGGAGCUUCGAAGUGAUCAAGAUCGCAGGGUUUCUGCUCUCGCACGGCGCGCAGCUCGUCUACACGGCAGAUGACGCCUUCAACCCCUCCGUUGACCCGGACCACCCCGGACUUGUCUUCCCCCUGCCCGGGCCCGGCAGUAGCAAGCAGCUGUACAUGAACGAGCGACACCCUCUCACCACGUCUCGAAUGGCUAAACAUAGGCCCGGAAUGUUCGCGGCGAUGAUGCGGACGCUGAUGUACCCUGCUGGCAGCGAGUCGGUUGCGUGUGCGGGUAAGGGGGGCAACAAGGGGGGAGAGAUGAUGAUGGAGCGGGCGCGGCAGAUGCUCAUCGCGCAGGGCCACGACGGAGACCCCUCCACAAUCUGCAUGGUGGGCGACCGCUUCGACACCGACAUCCGCGCAGGCCGCUCCGCCGGAUUCCGCACGUGUCUCGCCCUGAGCGGCUGCCACAACCUCGAGUCCCAGCGCCACUACCCCUCGGACGUGGCCGACUUUUUUGUGGCGGGCGUCGGCGACCUGGUGCCAGAGGGGGCGCGGCGGGCCAGCCUGAGAGAGCAGAGCAGCUGGGUGGGAGCCUCAAAGUCGCGGCUGGGAAGCCAGCCCGCCGAGGAGCUGGUGGAGUGGACCCUCAUUCAGUCUGACCUGACCCGGUCGGGGCGCGGCGACGCCGCACGCGCCGAAUUGCAGUCGGUGCUGCGGCGGUGCUUCGACGCGAUCGACGUCAACGGCGACGGAACGGUGGACGAGACGGAGCUGGUGAGUGGGUUCGAGCAGGUCGGGCUGGGGAGGUUGGCGCUCGCCGCGGCGAGGAGUAGGGCGAGCGAUUACGGUGGCCGCCUCUCCUUCGACCAGUUUGCGAACGCCGUCGAGCAGGCGAUGCCCCACCUGAGCUCACGAGGCGCUGGCGAGGCACAACCGUGA